This is a messenger RNA of Anoplophora glabripennis (Asian longhorned beetle), 831 nucleotides long. RefSeq names its product craniofacial development protein 2-like. The record is from RefSeq and is a predicted model, not a curated record. Lineage: Eukaryota; Metazoa; Arthropoda; Insecta; Coleoptera; Cerambycidae. Gene Ontology annotation, cellular component: nucleus. Bases 1 to 831 code for a protein of 276 amino acids. The transcript has a single exon. Gene Ontology annotation, molecular function: catalytic activity. Gene Ontology annotation, biological process: chromatin remodeling.
AUGCAGAGAAAUGAAAAUAGAAGGGAAAGAAAAAAUGAAAAGAGUUGGCGAAACAAAGAGGGGAGCAAAACAGAAAUAAAAAUAGGGACCUGGAAUGUAAGAGGACUAAACCAAGUAGGAGCUAUGAAACAGCUUAUAAGUGAAAUUAGGAAACAAAAGUUUGAGAUUGUAGCCCUACAAGAAACAAAACAAAAGGAAAGUGUAAUGAUGGAGAUAGAAAAAUAUGCAUUCCUAAAUAGUGGAGGGGACAACAGAGUUUUAGGAACAGGUUUCCUAGUUAGUCCAGAAAUAAAAAGUUUAAUAAUGAAAUUUAAACCAGUGUCGGAUCGAUUAUGUUAUUUAAGAAUCAGAGGAAAAUUUCAAAACAUUAGCCUCAUCAAUAUACAUGCGCCGACAGAAGAGGCCGAUCUAGAGAGUAAAGAAGCCUUCUAUGAAAAGCUACAAAAAGAAUACGACGAAAUUCCAAGAUAUGACUUGAAAAUAGUACUGGGAGAUGCAAAUGCAAAAAUAGGAAAAGAGGAAAUAUACAAACAAGCUAUAGGAAAACACAGUAAACACGACAAAACAUCGGAUAACGGUCAGAUGCUGGUGGAUUUUGCGAUGGAGAAGAAUAUGAGAAUAAAAAGUACAUGCUUCAAAAAGAAAGAAAUACAUAAAGGUACGUGGAGAGCUCCAAAUGGUGAUUACACAAAUCAGAUAGACCAUGUGUUAGUGGAAAGAGAAGAUGAAAGAAAUAUAACAGACAUCAGAUCGUACAGAGGAAUAGAUAUAGACUCAGACCAUUUCAUGGUGGGAAUAAAAGUGAGACAAACAAUACCGGAAAAAAAAUGA